Messenger RNA from Vidua macroura (Pin-tailed whydah), 2601 nucleotides. RefSeq names its product death associated protein kinase 2 (gene DAPK2). The record is from RefSeq and is a predicted model, not a curated record. Gene Ontology annotation, biological process: positive regulation of apoptotic process; intracellular signal transduction; protein phosphorylation. Lineage: Eukaryota; Metazoa; Chordata; Aves; Passeriformes; Viduidae. Gene Ontology annotation, cellular component: cytoplasm; nucleus. Gene Ontology annotation, molecular function: ATP binding; protein serine/threonine kinase activity. The transcript is spliced from 10 exons. Bases 105 to 1568 code for a protein of 487 amino acids.
CGCCGCCCCCUCAGCCUCCGCCCCGCCCGGCCCGGCCCGGCCCUGCGCUCAGGGAGCCCGGCGGACGCGUUGCAUCAUCCUUGAGUAUCAAUGAAAGACCAAGUAUGGCUUUCUUCAAGCAACAGAAGGUGGAGGACAUUUACGAAAUUGGGGAAGAGCUGGGAAGUGGCCAGUUUGCUAUAGUGAAGAAGUGCCGAGAGAAAAGCACAGGGGUGGAAUACGCAGCCAAGUUCAUCAAGAAGCGCCAGAGCCGGGCCAGCCGGCGCGGCGUGAGCCGGGAGGAGAUUGAGCGCGAGGUCACCAUUCUGCAGCAGAUCCUGCACGUCAACAUCGUCAAGCUGCACGACAUCUAUGAGAACAAGACAGAUGUGGUCCUCAUUUUGGAGCUGGUUUCUGGAGGAGAACUUUUUGACUUCCUGGCACAGAAGGAGUCUUUGAGUGAAGAGGAAGCAACCAGGUUCAUCAAGCAGAUUUUGGAUGGUGUGAAUUACCUUCACUCUAAGAAAAUUGCUCACUUUGAUCUAAAGCCUGAAAACAUUAUGCUUCUAGACAAAAAUAUCCCUAUUCCGCACAUCAAACUCAUUGACUUUGGCCUGGCUCACAAAAUAGAAGAUGGAGUUGAAUUUAAAAAUAUAUUUGGAACUCCGGAAUUUGUAGCUCCAGAAAUUGUAAACUAUGAACCACUUGGAUUAGCUGCAGACAUGUGGAGCAUAGGAGUCAUCACCUACAUACUGCUUAGUGGUGCAUCACCUUUCCUUGGAGAAACUAAACAAGAAACACUUGCCAACAUCACAGCUGUGAAUUAUGAUUUUGAUGAAGAAUUUUUCAGCAAUACUAGUGACCUGGCAAAAGACUUUAUUCAGAAACUACUGGUGAAAGAUACACGGAAGCGGCUUACAAUUCAGGAAGCUCUGUCUCAUCCAUGGAUAAUGCUGAAAGAUGAAACCAAAGUCCAGGAAAACAAGAAGGUGGAGAACACACAGCUGAAGACAAAACGCCUGAGGGAGUACACCAUAAAGUGCCACUCGAGCAUGCCCCCCAACAACACCUACAUCAACUUUGAGCGCUUUGCCCGCGUUGUAGAGGACAUUUCCCGUGUGGAGCAGGGUUUCAUCACGUUGGCUGCAUCCCACGAUUCCUUGCAGGAGGACAUAGAUGUUCUGCUUUCCAUUUAUAAUGAGAAAGAAGCUUGGUAUAAGGAAGAGAGUGAAAGUGUGAGGCACACGCUGUCCCAGCUGAAGUAUGAAUACCGUAAAGUGGAGUCCCUGAAAAGGCAUUUGUAUGAUGAUAGUGAGGCUGUCAGUGCUAGUCUUGCAGGUGUGUGUGGGAAAUAUGCCGAACUGCAGAGCCAGUAUGAAUCCCUCAGACAGGAACUUUCUGAGGAAAUCAAGUGGAUACAGGAUUUAAUGAGCAGUUUUCAACUGGAAAAUGAAGCCUGUGUGAAUGGAAACUUUGACUCUGUUUUCAACAAAAAUAUUAAUGAAUCACUAAUGGAGCUGUUAAAUAGAUCUUGCUGUGAAAAAUUCCUUGCAGGGUUGAGUCUUGAUGGGACAGAAUCCCAUCAGUAACACUGAGAUCAGGCUAAGUGCAGGGUUUGUUGCUUGUUUCAAUGUACAUCAGUUUAAAAAGGUUCCAGUGCAUAGAUUCUACAUAAAAACAUGACCUAGAAUUAAAGUAGAAGUUUUGUGUAUUGCACAAGCUGCUGACCCAGGCCAUAAUCUCCCAGUGGUUUAUAGUGUUGAAGUUGUUUUGUUUUUUUCCUGUGUUCAGUCUGAACUUGCAGGAACAAGAUUAUCACAGUGGUAUGGACACAUCUAACGCAAAAACCUUUGGUAUUGCCUAUAUUUUACUCUUCAUCAUGUAUUACAGUUCCUAAAGAUUACUAGGUAAUUAAAGUGGAAUAAAGACUAAGUCAGUCUGUACUUACUAGAAACUGGGUGCCUGGAAACUAAUAAAAAUUCCCCUUACAGCAUCUUUGGUUGGCUGAAGGAAACAGUUGGAUAGCUCUGCUGCAGGCAGUUCUAUACACGUUAUGAUACAAAUAUUUGCAAAGGUAAAAUGUGCUAAUUAAAGCAAAUGGUGUAGUAAUUUAGCUUGUACUGUGGAAAUUCACUGUGAAAUGGCUGCCAAUGAAGAAUGUUAGGAUUAGUGUUUAGGCCAAUUGUGCAGGGUGAACUCUUUUACCUGCAAAAGUAAGGUGAAUUUUAAACUAAAGGAUUAAUCGACAGCUGAGUUUCCUUUCCUGUACCAAAGAAAUCCUAUUCAAAAGACACCAUUGGAAACUUGUAAUGAUCAACUGACUCUGUAAUUUUGCAGUGCAAAUGUCAAUUUUUGACUAAGUGAUAAUACAGUCCUCUGGUUUGUUUUCUACAGUGAAGAAGAUUACAAAGAUACAACUAACUUAAUCUGUGGUGUGGCAUUUGAGACUAGUGUUCUUGCUAUAAAGAUUUUUUUUUCCUUAGGUUUUAAAAGUAAAAGAAAACCCAACCUUGAAUCAUGCCCUGCUGUCUUGUAUUUCAAAGAAGUAAUUUGGUUAUACUGUAUUCAUAUGCACAGAUGAACUAAACUCAUUUUUGAACACAAUAAAUAGUCAUUUAUGCA